Messenger RNA from Mycotypha africana, 1655 nucleotides. RefSeq names its product clasp N terminal-domain-containing protein. Gene Ontology annotation, cellular component: mitotic spindle; microtubule organizing center; cytoplasmic microtubule. Gene Ontology annotation, biological process: mitotic spindle assembly. Bases 121 to 1527 code for a protein of 468 amino acids. Gene Ontology annotation, molecular function: microtubule binding. NCBI's taxonomy places the organism in Eukaryota, Fungi, Mucoromycota, Mucoromycetes, Mucorales, Mycotyphaceae. The transcript has 4 exons. The record is from RefSeq and is a predicted model, not a curated record.
UGAACUAUUAAAACGAGCAAUUUGUCUUUGUAAAAACAGUUCUCUUUCUUUAUCACUUUUAUAUAUUUUUUCCAUAAGAAUAUUAUAUUGAAUUGAAUAUUGAAUACGAAUACUGAUAGUAUGUACACCAUGCAGUUCUUGACAUUAACUUCUUCGCAAGUUGUAAAGAAGUUGGAAGAAUAUAAAACUUUAUUCAAGGAAAAAGACACCGAUGACAACUGGAAAAAGAAAGAUAGGGCCCUUUAUGAAUUGCGCCUUGCAGUCGAAUCAUUCGAAAAUGCUGACACUUAUGAGAGAGAUGCUUCAAGAGAAGAAAUUUUCGUGAAAGGCGUACGCGAUCUUCUUCCAAACUUACUUGGCACUCUUCUUAGUUUGAGAACUUCCCUUGCCAUGGAGUGCCUUUUAUUAAUUGAGGCUGUUAGCAAGCACUUCGGUGGUCAUCGUAUUGGUCUCCACUUACUUGAACUGACUCUUUCCGGUCUAUUGAAAUGCAGCAGUAGCCGCCGCAAACUUACUGUAACCAAAUGCUUUGAAGUCACUAAGGUCUUCUUGAAGAACGUAGGCUUUCAAGCAAGACUAUUCCAAAUGUUAUACAAAGGGAUGGACGACAAGAAUCCCGACUUGCGAAAGCAUAUAGCAGCUUUCAUUGGCGUAAUAAUAGAAACCUAUGGUCCAAGGAAGAUGAUCAACCCUGAAGAAAAGCCAGAAGUUCAUGUAGCUUUGCAUUCCUGCUUCUAUAAGAAAGGACUAACAGAUGCUUCACCUACCGUUAGAGAAGAAUGCAGAAAGACAUUCGUAAUCUACAGUUGCCUUUGGCCAGAAAAAGCAGACCACAUACUGUCCAGUUUAGAUUCGACACCUCAACGUCAACUCAAAAAAUACAUGUCAAAACCCGGUAUCGCAGCAUUGGUGGUGAAACGCAAGGAAGAGCUUCAUUUGAAAACCUUGGAAAAUAGUUCAGCUCGCGCUUCUAAACAUGCUACACCAACGACAUCGUCCUCCUCAACCAUCGAAAAACUUGCAGUCUCAUCAAGUAGUCAAAAUGCUAACUCAAGUAAUGACCCUGAGUCUUCGUGCCCGCCGGUGUCGGAUACUAAGUCGGAAGUUCCACUUUCUUCAAACAAUACCAAGAACCCUCUCAAAAGAGCAGCAACAUCUUCAUCAUUGAUGUUACCACCAUCGAAGAGAAAUCGCGUAAAUGAUUCAAGUAGUCAAGAUUCCAAUUCAAGUAAUACCUCUGAGACUUCGUGCUCUCCUGUGUCAGCUACUGAGGUGAAGGCUCCACUUUCUUCAAACAAUACCAAAAACCCUCUCAAAAGAGCAUCAUCAUCAUCAACGUUGUCGUUACCAUCAGCCAAGAGAAAUCGCGUUAUGGGUCCCUCCAAAAUACCAGUCUUGCGUACUGCAAUAUCUUCGAACGGUAAACCCCUUACUGUUCGGCAACAAGAACUGGCCCGUGCAUGUGCUCUACCAAAAAGCUUAACGAGAGGUUCCCUACCUACAGCAUCGUCGAAUUCUGAAGAUUGAAGAUGUUAGCAACAGCAGCAGCAGCAACAGUGACAACAGUGCCAAUAAUCCUCCUGAUAGUCCUGAGGGUCCUCUAUUAGAAUCUAUCUCAGCCAUGGAUUUGCCAGAUUUACAGAAAAUGACGCCAG